Molecule: messenger RNA, 1320 nt
Organism: Punctularia strigosozonata HHB-11173 SS5
Lineage: Eukaryota; Fungi; Basidiomycota; Agaricomycetes; Corticiales; Punctulariaceae
Exons: 11
Coding region: 756-1166 (136 amino acids)
Source: RefSeq, a predicted model, not a curated record
GUAUACACAAUUCGUAGCAUCGUGGGCCAUCUGAGCCAUCUGCAUCAUGAAGCAGCGUUGCUGAACCCAAUACAUCAAGAUCCGGUAAUUUCCGCGCAGGCAUCGAGGCUCAAGUGAAUCGGCGGCGGAUCCGUUUCGCCCUUCCGAACCAACCCACUCGCUCGACAUUAAUAUGCAAAUGCUCCUGUAGCACUCCCGGAUCAUUCUUCCUUGAACGCGACCACACGACACCACUGCUACUCUGCGACGCUGCUGUCUCUCACCUCCCAUUUCGAAUCUGCUCUCUGGUCUCACGCGAAACUAUCUCCACAACCGAACGAACAUGGAUCCGUCCACAGCUCCGACUCCGUUGACCAUCGGUUCCCCGAUACAUUUCUAUGCGGGCCCGCUGGCGGGCAAGACCGUCAGAGCCGAGCUGUUGGAGCUUCAACACGCGGACAGAGGGAGAAAGUUUGUGAAGCAGGAUCGAAGGCCGCUUGAUCCCCCGCCUAUCGUAGAGCUCCGAUUGUAUGAGGUCUUCCACAACGGCACACCCCAGCAAGUUGAAACCCCCAUCAAUGGGUUAAUGUCACUCCGCUCAAGCCCAGUCAUAGAUACCUGAUACCUGUCUGCUUGUAGAGUUGACCUGCCGUCGCUCUUCCCCGGUCUGGUUUGCAGUUUAGACCUAUUUCCCGUAUCAGGCCCGGAUAUCGAAGCGGCCGCCCGAGCGCCGCAGGACGGCACGCCCGGCGUAUGGCAUCGGCGCCGAGACACCGAUGACCCAAACAUCGUCGCGAGAGUCAUUCACGCAUGUGGCGCCAGUCGAAGGGCGAUUACUCUUCACGUUCGGAGACAUCACGUCGACUAUCGAAGGAUAUUUCAUUCUUCGCUACCGCGCCUUCAAUAUUCACUCGAACCUACCGGGCGAACCUGUGCCUAUCAUCGCGGAAUGCUACGGCCAACCGUUCCGGGUUUAUUCGACGAAAGAUUUCCCAGGGCUUGCCGCAUCGACCAACCUGACCAAGCUCGUGAACAAGUGGGGUGUGAAGACCAACGUACGGGAAUUCGGACGUUCCCGCGGGAAGAAGACGACAUCAACAGUAACAGAGGGCGACGCUGAGGCGAGUGGAUCAUCGAGUACCGGCGGCACCAAGCGCAAGGCUGAUGCGACGGAGUGGAGCGAGUAGUUGCGAUGGCUUGGAUUUUGCGAUGGCUUGGACUUUGCGAUGGCUUGGACUUUUCCCUGUUAUGUAUCUCCACGACAUGCUGCCGUUUAGUCAUAUAUGUAGUACAGUGCUAUGUAAUUACCCCUCGAUUCCAAUGGGUUGAAGAUUAAUUGGC